Molecule: messenger RNA, 435 nt
Organism: Necator americanus (New World hookworm)
Lineage: Eukaryota; Metazoa; Nematoda; Chromadorea; Rhabditida; Ancylostomatidae
Exons: 1
Coding region: 1-435 (144 amino acids)
Biological process (GO): double-strand break repair via nonhomologous end joining; DNA integration; replication fork processing
Cellular component (GO): site of double-strand break; nucleus; condensed chromosome
Molecular function (GO): double-stranded DNA binding; histone H3K4 methyltransferase activity; single-stranded DNA binding
Source: RefSeq, a predicted model, not a curated record
AUGGCCGAACUUUCCACCCUUAUUCGACACUUACUCCUUUGCGAGUCCGAAUCUGACCACCCCGCUGCCGAAGUUCAUCGAAACUUAAGUCAAGUAUUCGGCACCAAAGACCCUCCUGAGCGGUCUGUGCGCGCCUGGUUUCCGUGUUUCAAAGCCGGAAACAAGAAUCUCGAAGAUGAGCCUCGCUCUGGUCGACCGACUGAAAUAUCGUUUGACGAACUGAACAAUCUGGCGGAGCGGCAUCCAUAUGAAGGUGUGCGGUAUUUUGCUGCCAGUCUUGGCUGUUCGCUCUCCACCGUGAGCAAUGGACUGCGAUCUCUCGGAAUGGUGAAAGAGCUCGAUCAGUGGCUCGCAUAUGCAUUGAGCGACGGCAACCGCCAAAGACGCCUGGACAUCUGCACUCAGCUACUCUCCAGAAACCGCAGAUUCGACUAG